Fusarium odoratissimum NRRL 54006 is the source of this 3298-nucleotide messenger RNA. RefSeq lists its product as uncharacterized. The record is from RefSeq and is a predicted model, not a curated record. The coding region runs from base 983 to 2059 and encodes 358 amino acids. Lineage: Eukaryota; Fungi; Ascomycota; Sordariomycetes; Hypocreales; Nectriaceae. The transcript is spliced from 4 exons.
UACUUCCUGAUUUGAUUGAUUGAUGGGCAAAGAGAAGCUAGGCUAGGCUUACUCCUUCUCCUUUCCCGCUCGCUCGGCCCUGGUUUUUUUCUCCCCCCAUUCAAUUCUAACCCAACCUAUCCCGUCACGCCCUGUCCAAGUCGACGAGUCGUUCAUCAUCUUAACCACCACCACCUUUUUCCCUUUCCUUUCUCCCUCUUACCUUUACGGUACCUCUUCCUAUUUCUUCCUCCGCCUCGAUUUUCCCGUCUGCCUUGCAGCGGCUUUGGUCUCGACAGCGUUCUUCCGGUCCGUCGUGUUAAACUCGUCUCUCGUCUCGUCACCGACUUCUUGCGAUUUUUUAAUUCUUCGCACUUUUUCUCCGAGACCCUCGCGUGGUUUAUUCCCGAGAAUACGGCCCGUGGCGAGUAAACGUAAACCUUGCCUUGCGCUCACUUUUCCAACGAAGCGGAAAAAGGUCACCGACGAAGCUUAAUCAUAUUCUUAUCUCUCUUGGGUGAGUCGAGACCUCGACGCACAGGAUUAUGGUCGAUUUGUCAACGUGUUGCCACGAGGGGCCCCGGAGCGUUAGGUGGUGCCUUUUGAUGGAUCCAUGUCUUAGCUGGCCGAUGGUGCGCAUCUUGACGUCGGCCACAGCGGCAAAUUUCCUCAUCACCUUUCGUAUUGCCCUUGUUUCUGGCACCGUCCUCGCAUUGCGCUGCACAUCGCCGUCGCAUUCUGUCGUCAACAUUCCGCAACAGCACCAAACUGACCAGACAUUCUAUCAAUAGACCCUUAUUGUCCAAGAUUUGAAAGAGCCCGAGCCGAAUCGUCUACGUCCCGGUUUUUCCCAUUCAACCCCGAGAACAUUGCAACAUGUCCUACUACGACAACCCUCAGGCCCAGUGGUCGUCUUCUACCCCCAGCACCCAGCAGAAUAACUGGGAGCACCAGGGUUCGACUACUCCGGUCCGCGCAGGCGCCAGCGGCCCUCAGCCCCAGGAUGACUACGCCUUCUCGUAUCAAUUCGAUGGUAUGUGAUGGAGCACGCUCAGAGAUCUUGUCGAGUUCGAUUGUCCUCCAAGCCUGUGCUGAUGGCACGACUUGGCCGGCAUAUUCGAAAUCCGAACAAGACUCGACUCUACGAAUAAAUCAAACUGACCCAAUCCCAGAGGUCGAUCGAGCAUACGAGAACUUGCAAAAGUCUGGCAAGGGCUAUGGAAUGGGUGGUCGCCACUCCCGUGGUUCUCAUCACACCCCCGGCCCCCGCCCGCACUCGGUAAACAACUUUGAUGACGCCCGUGGUCAGGGACCCAAUCUGCAAAACUUCUACGCAAACCAGCGUCAUCAACCUUCACGAGGCUCCAACGAGGCAGAGCAGGUCAUGCAGGCUAAGAGACGGAUGGCAGCUCAGCGGGAGCGAGAGCUUCGAAACCUGCACACAGAGCAGCAAUAUCAGCGAACCGUCCUUUCCGAGGUGCCUCUGCCGCCCAACAAGCACAUGUCUGAGGAGGAGACGCGAGAGUUGAUUGCCCGUCAACGAAGUGCCCUUUAUGGUGAGGGUCCUUUUGCAGACAAGGCAGGAUACGUGGAUGAGACUGGUAAUGUCCGCACAGGUGCCCCUGUCCCUAGCGGACCCUCAAGCAUCCGUGGGCACUCCCCUCUUGCCUAUGACAGCGUAGGCCGUGCUCCCCCUACUGGCGAGGCUGGCACUCCCGCCUCUGGUGAUGCACACGGUCCUCCCACUGAGCCCAACUCGCGACCUCACAGCACAGUCAGCCCACAGGCUGCUGGACCCACAAACAAGGUCUUUGACAACGCUGUGGGUAACCAGAGCCGUACAAGUACAUCCAGCCCAACCGGCGGCUCUCCCUCUCGGGAUCUGACUCCUGGUUCCAAGCCCAACCAGGCUGGUGCCUCUGUAGCUCCAAUUGGAACUCGUCCUUCCGGUACACCCACAACUUCAGCUUCAUCGAAGCGAUCCACCACUCCUCUUGCCUCCCCAGGUGGCUGGGGACGUGGCAACGGUGUCUGGGGUCAGUCGUCCGGUCUCGGCGCUCCUGCUAGUGUCUGGGGUUAGAAAGGUCCGCUCACUGAGGAUUAGGGGUAGCAACAAGGCGCAGGAUUUGAAGUUGCAUUUGGGACGGCGCAGAGGUAAACGUGCAUUGCGGUCGGUAUCUUUGGCGAGUACGGUCUUUGGCAACUCACAUCUCGAGUUGAAGACGGUGUGAACAUUGCAGGGCACUCGGAUCUGGCGAGAGCCGAGUGAUACAAUCAAGGUCACAGGUGUUGAAGGGACGGCAUCGACUAGGGAGUUGACAUUGUUUUUCAGUUUUUUUUUUUUUCAGCAGGAGGUUACGAAUUGGUGAACUGGGAGUUGCAUUCGAACAUUACUGGGGCGUCGCUAUAUCGUCUCGUUUAUACUUUGAGGGCAGGAAAAGCGGUGUCGGGUAUGAAGAAACGGACAGGAUGGAUACAGUCUCAGUCUCGGGAUUGAGACGAUUCGGAGUCUCUGGCCUUGACGACAUUGUCGGUCUGGCUCACCGUGGGAGCGGCAACUAUAUACCCAACAGGGCGGUUCUUACGGCGUUCACUCUGUUUACGACGACCGAUCAGCCUGCGAAAUCGACUACGGCAUGUGUUAGCAUCAACUGCGUGGCGCGUUCGGAGUACCUUUCACGAUGGAGGCAUUUGAGUUGUCGGUGCGCAUACCAUGGCAAUGGAUUGGAAGGGAACCUUCAAGGGCUUGUUUAUGCUCACGAAUCGGCAAGCGAAAAGGAAUGUGUUUAUAUACGGCGAAAACACCAUAAAAAGACUAAAAAAAAGACGAAGACAAAAAUGGCAUCUCAAGGGGUUCAAGGUGGAUCAAGGUUAGGGUCAGUUAUCUUUCAUGUCUCUCAUUUGUACUGGUUUGGGGCAAGGUUUCGGUUUGGGACAGGUUAUAGGGAAACGGUUCUAUAAGGGUUGUUUUCGCAAGGGAAAGGAGAAAUUGUUUUCUGAUUUCGAGAUGAUGCUUAGGCUGGUGUAGGCCGGGUUGAUAGUAAUUGCGAGAAAGUUCGGGGAUAAAGGUAAUGCAAGUUUAUUACGGAGUUGAUCUGUCGGACGAGGAAAUGUGCCUUGUGAGACAUGCAUGCUGUGCGAGGUGGCGAUCGAGGACGAGAUCUGAACAGAUCAGAGGAGGCCCAGUCACCUGAAGGACUGACGCCUGACAGUAACAGUACUUUCUCGAGGCGAUAAAAAUAAACAAUCAGAUCAACUAGGGAACCUUAUCUCGCGUUGAUUAAUUAACGGUAGCAGAUUGUGCAAACGAUGACGAGAA